Fonsecaea erecta is the source of this 1521-nucleotide messenger RNA. RefSeq lists its product as hypothetical. The coding region runs from base 1 to 1521 and encodes 506 amino acids. Gene Ontology annotation, biological process: transmembrane transport. The transcript has 6 exons. Gene Ontology annotation, cellular component: membrane. Gene Ontology annotation, molecular function: transmembrane transporter activity. Lineage: Eukaryota; Fungi; Ascomycota; Eurotiomycetes; Chaetothyriales; Herpotrichiellaceae. The record is from RefSeq and is a predicted model, not a curated record.
AUGGCCACAGACGUCGAGAAGAUUGGACAUGUCAACCCUAUCAUAGAGGAACCAGAGUUCGAUGCCAAGGAGAAGCUCGCCCUCGACCAGGUCGACGGCGCCCUCGCCUUCCUCCGUAAUGAGGCUGACGCAUCCAUUGCCGAGAUCAAUGAGAAAAAACUCGUCCGCCGGAUCGACUUUCUCAUCAUGCCCAUGUUGUUUGGUGUCUACAUUCUCCAGUAUAUCGACAAGAGUUUGAUCAACUACGCCAAUGUCAUGGGAUUGAGUAAAGACACUCACAUGAGUGCUGCCGAUUUCUCUUACCUGGCCACCUUCUUCUACGUCACUUUUGCCGUCUUCCAGCCGGUGCAUGCCUACCUGAUGCAGAAGUUUCCGACGGCCAAGUACCUCGCCGUGAAUGUUUGUUUGUGGGGUGUUGCCUUGGCUGUGCACAGCGCGUGCAGUAACUUUGGCGGACUCAUCGUUGUUCGAUUGCUUCUGGGUAUGUUCGAAUCAGCCAGCGCGCCUUGCUUGAUUCUGAUUACCGGCAUGUGGUACAAGCGUUCAGAACAGCCCCUAAGAGUGGCCAUCUGGUAUCUGGGUGUUGGUGGAGGAACCAUCGUCGGAGCCCUCGCCUCCUUUGGCUUCCAAUACUACCACGCAGACACAUUCAAAUCGUGGCAGAUCAUGUUCCUUGUAUUUGGCAUCAUCACUGUCGCCUGGGGCAUCAUCGUCUUCCUGGUCCUGCCCGAUUCGCCCAUGACGUCGCCCUUCACACACGAGGAGAAAGUCUUCGCCAUUGAGCGACUACGUGAAAACAUGACCGGUAUCGAGAACAAGACCUUCAAGCGGCCACAGUUUCUGGAGACCAUCUUCGACCUGCGCACGUGGCUCAUCGCGGUCAUCAUCAUCGCCGGCAACGUCCCCACCGGCGCGUGCGGCGUGUACUCGUCAACCCUGAUCAAAGGCUUCGGGUACACGUCCAAGCAGUCGGCCUUGCUCAACAUCCCCAGCGGCGCCAUUUCCAUGAUCGCCGUAGUGUCCGCGUCAUGGUAUGCGGGACGGUUCAACAACCGUGGCUACGGCAUCGUGGCUCUCCUCCUCCCCGGUGUGCUGGGCGGCGGCCUGAUGGCGUUUCUCCCCAAGAGCGACAAGGCGGGGAAACUGGCGGGUAUCUACCUGACCCAGAUUUUUGGACCCAAUCUCUCGAUGAUGUACUCCUGGGCGGCGGCCAACUACGCCGGACAUACUAAAAAGGUCAGCAUUAAUGCUAUUAUCUUGUUCGCAUAUGGUGCGUCGAACAUCAUUGGACCACUCACCUUCACCGGCUAUACGGCCCCGAACUACAUCCCCGCCAAGGUAGCGAUCAUGGCCUGCCUAUCCCUGGCCAUCGUCACCGCGCUGGUCCUGAGGUUCUGGUACGUCUGGGAGAACAAGCGCCGGGACCAACUGGCGGCGGCCGAGGGAUACGUCCAUGUUCCGGACACCGAGUUCAUGGACUUGACCGACAAGCAGAACCCGGAGUUCAGAUACGCACUGUAG